CGUACCGUUCUGAUAGAUUCUGGUCCAAGCACGACCGUGCGGCCCAGAUGGCCAUCUAUACCACCAGUCUUCCCACGUUUCGAUCGUUGGUCCCACUAAUUCCACCAGUUCGACAAGUUAGCGAGACGAGAAAGCCCCAGAGUGGAAUCGAUCAUGUCAACGACGCCAACGGCAGCAUCGCGCCGGCUCGUCCUGAUCCUCUGCACCCUCGCUAUCUCCUGCAGCAGCGGCAUCGCCGGAUUCGCCGCCGGCGAUGACGACGCGUUCAUCCGCUGCCUCGCCGCCGCCGCUGUCCCGCCACGGCUGGUCCACACCCCGGGCUCCGCGUCCUACGCCCCGACGCUCGUCUCCUCCAUCCGGAACCUCCGCUUCGUCACGCCGGGGACGCCGAGGCCGCUCGCCAUCGUCGCGGCCGCCGAGGCGGGCCACGCCCAGGCCGCGGUGCGGUGCGGCCGGCGCCACGGGGUCCGCGUCCGCGCGCGCAGCGGCGGGCACGACUACGAGGGCCUCUCCUACCUCUCCCUCGACCGCCGCGAGCGGUUCGCGGUGCUCGACCUCGCCGCGCUCCGCGACGUCCGCGUGGACGCCGAUCGCGCCGAGGCGUGGGUCGGGUCGGGCGCCACGCUCGGCGAGCUCUACUACGCGGUGGGCGCCGCGAGCCGCACUCUCGCGUUCCCGGCCGGUGUCUGCCCGACCGUCGGCGUCGGGGGCCACAUCAGCGGCGGGGGAUUCGGCACGCUGAUGCGCAGGUACGGCCUCGCCGCGGACAACGUCCUCGACGCCGUCCUCGUGGACGCCGACGGCCGGCUCCUGAACAGGACCACCAUGGGGGAGGGCCUCUUCUGGGCAAUCAGGGGCGGCGGCGGCGAGAGCUUCGGCGUCGUGCUGUCCUGGAAGCUGCGGCUGGUCCGCGUCCCGGAGACGGUCACCGUGUUCACCAUCCGCCGCCCGAGAAACCAAUCCGCCACCGACCUCAUCACCAAAUGGCAAGAGAUCUCCCCCUCACUGCCCCGAGACGUCAUCCUCCGCGUCGUCGUGCAGAGCCAGCACGCGCAGUUCGAGUCCCUGUUCCUCGGCCGGUGCCGCCGCCUCGCCCGCCUCAUGCGAGCUCGCUUCCCGGAGCUCGGGAUGACGCAGUCCGACUGCGAGGAGAUCACCUGGAUCCAAUCCACCGUCUACUUCGCCUUCUACUCCAGCUCCAAGCCACUGGAGCUCCUCCUGGACAGGGGCACCGAGCCGGACAGAUACUUCAAGGCCAAAUCCGACUACGUCCAAGAACCCAUCCCACGCCACGCCUGGGAGAGCACAUGGCCAUGGCUGGAGGAGCACGACGCCGGGCUGCUCAUCCUCGACCCCUACGGCGGCGAGAUGGCCCGCGUCUCGCCGGCGGCGACGCCGUUCCCGCACCGGAAGGGCAACCUGUACAACCUCCAGUACUACUCGUUCUGGUUCGAGCACGGAGCAGAGACAUUGGAGAGGCAUCUGAGCUGGGUCAGGGGGCUGUAUGGCGAGAUGGAGCCGUACGUGUCCAAGAACCCAAGAACUGGGUAUGUCAACUACAGGGACAUGGAUCUUGGGAGGAAUGAGAUCGAGGGGAAUGUGACGAGCUACACGAAGGGUAAGGUUUGGGGGGAGAAGUAUUUCAGGGGCAAUUUCGAGAGGUUGGCGGCGGUGAAGGCCAUGGUUGAUCCUGAUGAUUUCUUCAGGAAUGAGCAGAGUAUUCCUCCUCUUCCUGCUGCAAAGGGGUGGAGCUCCAUUUAACUGGAGUAUUGUUUCUUUGCUUGAGAAAUUUUUGGUAAUGUGUGUGUUUCGUUCUUGGGAAAUUUAUUUCUUAGUGGUACAAGUGAUGAUGCAAUUGAGAUGGGAUACUUUGCAGACCAAAGAGUCGUUUGGUGGUAUAAGUUUCACGGAUAGUAAUAUGUAUUAGGUUGCAUGCACUAGCCAGUUACACCUAAAAGCCUAAACUGAUAAGAAAAGACGGGCAAUUCACUUUAUACACUCCAACACUCCCCCUCACGCGAGACCCCCUCAAGUCUCAAGCGUGGAAUAUUGGAGUGGGCUGCAAUUAUUUUAUUUAAUUGCGGCGCCAGCUAGGAUUCGAACUCGAGACCUCUGGCUCUGAUACCAUAUUAAGUUGCAUGCACUAGCCAAUUACACCUAAAAGCCUAAGGUGACAGAGAAAGACGGGCAAUUCACUUUAUACACUCCAACAGUAUGUACCAGAGGUCUAGAGCUAUGAAGAUAUGUUUGUUAAGUGGAUUACAAAACUGGAGAAGAAUUCCUCAUAUCUUGCGUAGGAAGAAGUAUCUGAAUCAAAGAGGUUCUUUUUCAGAGGUCAUCUGUUGGUGGCUUGCUGUUCUAGAAAGAGUUACAUACUUGCAUGAAAUCAAAUCUUGGUGAGAGAGAUUUUUGUGAGAGGAAAAAAAGAAGUUAAUAUGGAACUAGUACAUCCUUGAUCCUUCUGGGGAGAUGUUUGGUGAGGAUUUUGUUCCCAUCAUUAUAUAAGUCACAAGAUGAAGAGGCAAUAGAUAUGCUAUGUGCAAGAAUUAUAAGGUGGAGCUUACUGGGAAGAGUUCAGAAGAAAUUUCACUGAAGCUGAUGCGAUAUUUUUUGUGAAAUCAAUCAAUGGUUAUGCUUCUGGGAGGUGAUUAUGAAUCAUGCAUGAUCCAGAUGAACUGGUAUGGCCAAUUGAAAUUACUCCUAGAUCAUUAUAUAGAAGGAUUACUUUUGGAGAGUAAUUGGUAGGAGAAUCGGAGUUAUUUGUACAAGUAAGAGCAUCUCACACAAGGUCCCUAAAUACAGACCCUAGAUCUCUAAAGAUAAAACUUUUUUUUGUUUAUGGUAGAUAGAGAUAGUUUACCUUGCGCAGUUCACUUAGUUGUGGAAAUUAGGAUGGUUUUGGAGUAUGUCAAAAGAAGGAAACAAUUGGUCGUAUCUUGUUUCAGUUCCCUGUAGCUUAUUAUAGAAUGUUGGUGAGUUGGAUUGAUA
Molecule: messenger RNA, 2988 nt
Organism: Oryza sativa Japonica Group (Japanese rice)
Lineage: Eukaryota; Viridiplantae; Streptophyta; Magnoliopsida; Poales; Poaceae
Product: berberine bridge enzyme-like Cyn d 4
Molecular function (GO): FAD binding; oxidoreductase activity
Source: RefSeq, a predicted model, not a curated record